Molecule: messenger RNA, 1749 nt
Organism: Symbiodinium sp. CCMP2592
Lineage: Eukaryota; Dinophyceae; Suessiales; Symbiodiniaceae
Source: the annotation of a GenBank genome assembly
AUGGCCCUGCACAAGUUCACGUUGCAAGCCAACACCAGCGACCUCGAGAACAAGAUCUCGGCCCUCGCGACAGAGUGCCUCUCCUCGAAGGUGUUCGACAUGCCGCCGGACGUGGCCAUGAAUGGGCAGGAGUUGAAAGUCAAGUUUCGCCGGAGCUCUACAGACGAGACGGUGCUGUCAGAAGCAUUGGGGAUGUUCUUGGCUACAACGCAGGAGCUUCUUGAACACUUUCGAUAUCUUCGCAGCUCACCGUCGAAGGCCGCUGCCUUGAUUUCACCGCAAUCAGAUGAAAACAGUGAGCAAACUAAGAAGCUCGUCCUGAGCCAGAUGAAGUCCGAAUGGGAACUGGUGCUGCGGCUGGAAGGCAAUCCCGCUUCGGCUUGUGAGCUGCACGAGCACUGCAGGGAGAUGACAGCAGCUGUGAAGCGGAGUGGCCAGAGUGAUGUGGGCUCUCUUCCGAACCUGAUGGCUGUGGCGAUCAGGGGCCUCCACCGUCGUUUGUGCAUCGGCGACGACAGCCCGCAGGCUUUGUCACUCGAGAAGGAGGAUUGGAUGGAGCGAGAUCCGAUCGAGGAAAUGCAAUUCUUCUGGAUGCCAGAGGUGAUCUUUGCAAAGAUGCUUUUUCGAUUCGAGGGAACCUUUUUUCUGUCCUGCGGUCGAACACCGGGGAUCCUGAACGCCCUGAAGCUGAAGGAGCUGCCGUUUUCCUUCAAAGGCCCCUUGCCUGCGAGGGAAGUGGAUGAGACCAACAUCCCGCUGGACGCCGCUGUGAUGGCUGAUCCCCUAUCCAUGAAUCAGAGCACCCAUGCAUUGACUUUGGAUGUUGGGAGGAAUUUCGUGCAGAAGCUGCUCUUGAGGCCUGAUGAGGUGCGAUUCUUUGAUUACAGCAUUCACCUGGCUGAGCCUUCGUUGUCCGACAAGUGUGGUACCAGCCUCAUCCUGCGACGGGGCAUGAAAGAUUUGUCAUUGAUGGGCUGGUUGGUGACAAGCGGAGACAUCCUGAAGCUGACCGUCAAGAACUUGAUGGACUUCAUGGAUUCACGGGGGACCCGCAUGCCGAAGAACACCACGAAGGCACAACGCAUCCGAAAGAUUCUCUCGAUGGACGACAUUCAGCAAGAAUGCGGUGAAAAUGUGCUCAAUGCGAUCCUGAAGAAGCUGGAGCAGCAGGAAGAGAAGAGAAGAAAGAAAGACGAAACAGGAGCCGAGCAAGCCAAGGAGGAGGGAGAGAUCCAUUGGGAAGAGCUCGAAGAAGAUGCUGCUACGGCUGCCUGCCGGCAGUUGCUUGGGCAGCAGGAUGAAAAGGAGCAGGAUGCUCCUGAUGACGAUGAUGUGACCGGAGAAACCCCGGCCAAUGGGGCUUCGAGGGAUGAAAGAGGGGCGCCCCCUGAUGCCCGAGCUUCCAGGGCCCUACUCUCCAACACGUGUGCCCUUCCGCCAGAGCUUGUGGAGAAGCUGCCUUUACCCGAUGGAACAAUGAUGCAUAUGGUCAUCCACAAGGAUCGCACGCUACCUCACUUCCAGGGCAAGCUGUGCAAUGGGGCGAUUUUUGAGGGCAAGAAUUCCUGUGCAGCCUCCUACAAUCCCGAGCUACCUCCUCACGGAUAUGACUCUCGAAAAAAGACGCUGAAGGGCAUUGCACCUCAGAAGAGGAAUCGCGAUCAGGCCUAUUGGAUCGUGUACAGUUGGCUGACAAAUGCCACGACCAGCCAACGGGGGCGGGCCAGUAAGCGCAAGCGAACUGGCUGA